AUGUUUAAAAUAAUACUCUCUCCGAUAAUCUUAAAUGGUAUACUCCAUCUAUUUGAGCACCCGGCCAUACAUAUAUACACAGUCAAGACCCAAUCCUCCCAGAUUCUCCAACAAAGUCAAUUCCCCAUCCACCAUAGACACAGAAAGACAGACCUUCCCCUAUUCUCCAUCUUCAUCUUCAUCUUCCCCAUUAAGCUAAAACCACCACCACUCCCAUUACAGAGCUGCCCGGCCGCCAUGGACAGAGAGCAAGAAGAGAUGCAGUUCCUGGGCUUCUUCGGCAUCCUCAAAGAAUCAUGGAAAAUCCUAACCACGUGGCCCAAAAUCUUCUCCCAAAUCACCCUCUCCCUCAUCGUCCCCCUCGCCUCCAUCUACCUCGCCCACAUCCAGAUCUCCCACCUCCUCUUCUCCCACAUACUCCUCAACCAGGACGCCCUCGACCGUACGCCGCCGGGAUCCAAAGCCCGCCGGAGAAUCUCCGACGUCCUCUCCACUGAGCUCCUCACCUUCGCGCUCUUCAAGGCCGCCUACCUCGUCUUCUUCGCCGUCCUCGCGCUCAUCUCCACCGCCGCCGCCGUCUACACCAUCGCCUGCAUCUACACAGCCAGGGAGGUGUCGCUCCGCCGCGUCAUCACCGUCGUGCCUAAGGUCUGGCGCCGCCUCCUCGCCACCUUCGCCUGGAACUUCCUCAUCGUCUUCGCCUACAACGUCGUCUCCUUCCUCCUCCUCGCCGCCGCCGCCUUCGCGCUAUUCGCCGCCCCGGCGGCGGCGGCGGCGGCGUUCCUGGCGGUGUUCGCGGCCCUGUAUUUAGCCGGGCUGUUCUACAUCAGCCUGAUCUGGCAGCUGGCGAGCGUCGUGUCGGUUUUGGAGGAGAGGUACGGGCUGGCCGCCAUGGCCAAGAGCAGAGCUCUGAUCAGGGGCAAAAUGGGGAUUUCGUUUGCGGUCUUUUUUGUGCUGGGGUUGUGCUUUGUUGGGAUUCAGGUGGCGUUUGAGGUUCUGGUGGUGGUCGGCGGCGGCGGGGGGCGGGGGGUUGCGGCGAGGGUGGGGUACGGAAUAUUGUUGGUGGUGGCGAUGGCGGCGGUGAUGGCGGUGGGGCUGGUGGUGCAGACGGUGGUUUACUUUGUGUGUAAAUCGUAUCACCACGAGAAUAUCGAUAAGUCGAGCCUGGCGGAUCAUCUCGGGGGUUAUCUGGGAGAGUAUGUGCCGCUGAAGUCGAAGGACGUCCAGCUCGAGAACUUUGAGGUUUGAUCCAUCCAUCGAUCGAUCCUGACCGUCGAUCAUUUAAAUUGUGAGAGAUACGGCAGACACUGAUUUUUAUUUUUAUAUGGAAAUGUGUAUAUGAUUUAUUAAUGUUGGUAUCUGUGUACUAGUAAUAAUAAUAAUAAUAAUAAUACUAAUACUAAUAUGUGAGAGUUGCGAUAAUUAAAAAAGAAUAGUCAAAGUCUAUUUAUUAAUUACAA
This is a messenger RNA of Andrographis paniculata, 1460 nucleotides long. RefSeq lists its product as uncharacterized. The record is from RefSeq and is a predicted model, not a curated record. The transcript is spliced from 3 exons. NCBI's taxonomy places the organism in Eukaryota, Viridiplantae, Streptophyta, Magnoliopsida, Lamiales, Acanthaceae. Bases 1 to 1248 code for a protein of 415 amino acids.